Messenger RNA from Amphiprion ocellaris (clown anemonefish), 2368 nucleotides. Its product is annotated as prostaglandin E2 receptor EP4 subtype-like. The record is from RefSeq and is a predicted model, not a curated record. Gene Ontology annotation, molecular function: prostaglandin E receptor activity. The transcript has 2 exons. NCBI's taxonomy places the organism in Eukaryota, Metazoa, Chordata, Actinopteri, Pomacentridae. Gene Ontology annotation, biological process: positive regulation of cytosolic calcium ion concentration; negative regulation of inflammatory response; adenylate cyclase-activating G protein-coupled receptor signaling pathway. The coding region runs from base 174 to 1457 and encodes 427 amino acids. Gene Ontology annotation, cellular component: plasma membrane.
UGUAAGCAACAAACGUCUUUUUUCCCCCCUGCUUGUCUCGCUCAGACCAUCCGUCCCAUCCAGCUGUCAGCCUGAUGAGUGGUUCGAUAUAACAGAGACAACCCACCUCCCACCCCACAGCUGUGCGCAACGACCUCUGCGGUUUACUUGUGGAUUACUGGAAAGGAGAGGGGAUGAGACUACCAGAGAACGAACCCCUGCUCACUACUUAUCUUCUGCUGCAGGAGGUUAAAGAGGAAAUGCGUUCUCACAUCCACGGCAGACCAAAGGAAGCAUCUGUAACAAACGCCAGCCCGUGGGUGUAUUUGGCGAUGGAAAGCCCGAACUUUACGCACGGAUCUCUUUCCAUAAACGGCACGCAGCUCCCGCCUUUAGAAGCAACCAAGGACGGGAUAGAAAUCGCUUUGCCGAUUUUUAUGUUUGCUGGAGGCGCAAUUGGAAAUUUAAUUGCAAUAAUCGUCCUUUCGGUUUCACGUCAAGAAAGGAAAUCUUCCGCUUUCUUCACGCUGGUGCGCGGUCUGGCGGUGACGGACCUGCUGGGCACCUGUCUGGCCAGCCCGCUCACUAUAGCCACCUACCUGAAACGGACGGUGCUGGAGGACCAACAUAUCUGCGAGUUUCACUCCUUUUUGCUGCUGUUCUUCGGUUUAACCGGACUGAGCAUCAUAUGCGCCAUGGCAGGGGAGCGGUACUUGGCUAUAUGCUGCCCCUACACCUACCAGCGGUGGGGGGUGGACAAACGCUUUGCGCAAAAGUUCCUCUUCUUCAUUUACAUCACUAACAUUUUCUUCUGCUGCCUGCCGAUGAUGGGCAUGGCGGAGAGCAUUCUGCAGACGUCCCAGACCUGGUGCUUCAUCGACAUGAGGACACACGAGCCUGUGGCCACCGCCUACUCCGUCCUGUACGGCGCCGUCAGCCUGCUGCUCAUCCUGGGCACCAUCCUGCUCAACCUGGCGGUGUGCGGAUCGCUGCUGCUGAUGAGGCAGAGGACCGUGCAGCGGCCCGUCACCAGAGCCAGCGUCCGGGAGAGAUGGAGGGCUCUGUCCUCCGCCGCAGAGACGCAGAUGAUCGCAGUGCUGGUGAUGACCUCCGUGGUGGUUCUGGCCUGUUCAGCCCCACUGAUGGUGCGGGUGUUUGCCAACCACUUUAUGCCGAAACCUGACCCCACAGCAGACCGGGCUGCCAUCAGGAUCGCCUCAGUGAACCCCAUCCUGGAUCCCUGGAUCUACAUCCUGCUGAGGAGGUCCCUGUUUCGACGGUUACUCAGUUUAUCCAGGAGAAGCAGCAGCACUCGCAGCAGUGCUCUUCCAUCACCGCAGAGGAAUGUGUUUUAUCCAGAUAUCAUGAGGGACAGCCACGUGUUCACCCAGCUGAUGUGCAACGCAAACAUCAUCUCUCAGCUGCCCACUGCUGUCAAAUUCACUCCGUACGACGGGGAGAGCCUCCCUCAGACUUAAAACGCUGCAGACUGAGCACGCGUUGGACGUCUUUCUCAUGCUGUAGGCAGCUUCACGUGGGCCACAGACUCUGUUUUAGAGCUGUGAGAUGGAAUAAUGGUGAUUACUGUAUGAACUCGCAGCUGGACAGGAGUUCACAGCUGCUGCAGGAUUAUUUAUUGAGUGAAAAUGAAGCAGCAAUACUGACGAGAAAAUCUGUUUGACUCAGAUGUCACUACUGAAGUGCAAUAACAAGACAAGACUGAACCUUAUCAUUUUGUGUCUUUUUAGUGUUAUCCAACCUCGACUCCUGACUUCUGCUCACUGCCACACUAACCCUUAUUUUCGAGUUCUUUCUCCUGGUCAUGAAGCCCACCUCUACAGCUCCUUCCUCCAGACCAGUCAGUCCUACAGUUUAUGUCCAGUUGACCAGUGACAUUUAGUCGUUUUUUAUGCAGUUUUUAGGAAAUGCUCCCUGUGGUGGGCAGGUGAUCUAGACUCCCUCUUGCUUUGUUACAUGCAAGUCUAUGGAAACUCCUGGGAGUUAUUUUUACAUUGUGAGAGACAUUUGAAACACAAACGUUAUAAAAGACUAACUAAAAUAUGCUGCUGUUGCCUGUUUGUAUUAAAGGUUUAUAUUUGCAAUAAAUCUGAGCGUGUCCUCUGUUAUUUGGUAAACUGUCUUAGUCUUGCAUUGAACUCAUGCUGCUCUGGUCUCUGUUACUGUUGACCUCAUUUGAACCUAGUGAGAGUUUCAGCAAUACGUCUGAUCUGAUUAAUAUUCGGCUGCAGUGGUCAUGACUUUUGCACAGCUCAGUUUGUUUCUCACAGUGUUGCUCUACAAGCUCAUGACUCUUUUCCAAACCAUGUGUAAGCAUUUUCAGCUGUGUGUGGACAUCUAUGCUGGAACAGAUACAUUUAAAUCAAUGAAG